Messenger RNA from Medioppia subpectinata, 321 nucleotides. The record is from the annotation of a GenBank genome assembly. NCBI's taxonomy places the organism in Eukaryota, Metazoa, Arthropoda, Arachnida, Sarcoptiformes, Oppiidae.
AAGGGUUUGACACCAGAAAAGGCGAAAGAGUAUUUGGCUCGGGACGGACCCAACGCACUGACACCGCCUAAGACAACACCCGAAUGGAUCAAGUUUUGCAAGAACCUGUUCGGAGGGUUUGCAAUGUUGCUAUGGAUCGGCGGUGUCCUAUGCUUUGUCGCCUACUCUAUACAGGCCGGCACUUUCGAGGAGCCCCCGGACGACAAUUUAUAUUUAGGGUGUGUUUUGGUGGCGGUGGUUAUGGUGACCGGAAUCUUCUCCUACUAUCAAGAGGCCAAGAGCUCUAAGAUAAUGGAGUCGUUCAAGAAUAUGGUGCCCCAG